AUGAAUACACCUCACACACAUAUUCCAUUUUAUAACAAUCAGUGUUUUUUUACAAAAAAUGUAGAGCCUAAAAAGCAUAAUGUGAAUCCAUUUUCCAAUAGGGAAACUAACGGCCCAAGGAAACUUUUCAGCUUUCCACAAAUGAAAGCAAAUGGGCAUUCAAAUAAUAAUACCCACUUGAAAAUGAACAGAAAUAUAACAUUUAGUAUUCCAUUAAAUAUGGAAAGAAGAAUUAAUUCGAAACAAUCGAAUAGUGGGAAGAAAUAUUUUAACAAUAUAGCUAGUAUUGAUAAUAAUUGUAUCCAAAAUAUAAAUUUUAAUGAAAGUAAUAAAAAUGCUGAUUCACAAAUAAAAGGACAACGUGUAUACAAACCAAGAACAUCCAAAAGCUUAUUUAAUUUACAAAAUUUUAAAAAAAAAAUGAAUAAUUCUUAUAAUAUUUAUAUAGAAAAAUGUUCACGUGUUAUCAUUUUUGAUUUAGAUGAUACCUUAAUUCCUACGUGUUGGAUUAGGUCAGCUUUAUUAUCAAAGCGUAAUCCUAAUUAUGACCAAGCACUUAGAGAAUUGCAGAAAGAAAUACAUUUAAAUAAAAAAUAUAAUUUUGAAUCAGCUGUUUGUUCGGUUAUUCAUUUAGCUAUUUCUAUGUCACACACUGUAUUUAUUGUUACAAAUGCUAGGAGUGAUACAUGGGUAGAAACAGUAAGAUGGCUAUUUCCACAAUUUUCGAAAUUGCUGGAUGAGUGCCACAUACCUAUCAUAAGGACUGAUCAGUAUAUGGAACCUUCCCCCCUUAAUGUGUUUGAAUACUUUCGAUACUGGAUGAACGCAAAGAAAAAAAAAUUUGAUGAAAUACUUAAGGACCAUUGCAGUUUUUAUCAUGAGUUUAUUGCAAACAAAAUAGAUUUUAUUUCCUUGGGAGACACGGAAUUUGAAGAAGUAGCAGCAUACGAAUUACAAUCGAGUAACAAAAAUUUAAUAAAAAGAGCGUUUAAUGUAAAAGUUCAAACAGGCUUAUGUAUAGAAGACUUUAUUGGGCAAUUAAAGUUAAUCCAAGUCGCACUGUCGAUUGUUGCAAAAGGAUCAUACGAUUAUAAGUAUUUGGCUUUAUCAGGAUCCGUACAAAUUAAAAUGUUUUCAUAG
Plasmodium malariae is the source of this 1140-nucleotide messenger RNA. Its product is annotated as conserved Plasmodium protein, unknown function. The transcript has 5 exons. NCBI's taxonomy places the organism in Eukaryota, Apicomplexa, Aconoidasida, Haemosporida, Plasmodiidae. The coding region runs from base 1 to 1140 and encodes 379 amino acids. The record is from RefSeq and is a predicted model, not a curated record.